UAUACACACUGUAAAAAUGCAUAAAUAGCACAAUGAGAUCAAAAAGAAGUAUUUUUCAAACCAUUUCGGCAACUCGGUUUGUCAACUUUGCAGCUAGAGACGUCCUGGAAUGAUUUCACUCUGCUGAAUAUAUUUAAAGCAGCAAAUUGACACCAUGCCUAAGAAGUUCAAGGGAGAAAACAGUAAGGCAGUUGUUGCCAAAGCCCGCAAAGCCGAGAAGGCAGCCGAGGAGAAAGCCAAGAAAGACAAAGCGAUAGAAGAUGCGUUUUGGGAAGAUGAUGACAAACAAGCUAAAAAAAAGAUGGCAAGGAAGGAAGAUAAAGAAAAGAAGAGGCAAGCAGAGUUAGAGAAAAAAGCAGAACUACGGGCACUAGUAGAGAAUGAAGAGUCAGUACUGACUCCAAAAGCUACACCACAGAAAGUAACUCAAUUUGAGUUGAAGAGAGGUCAAGAAAGACAGGCUGAACUGGAGCAGCAGUUGAAAGAAAAAGAAGAUUCUAAGACGCACCUUGACGAUCCCCUAAUUGAAAAUCUCAAUAGGGUUGAAGGUGAUGUGAUAUCAGCGAGUGGUAUUGAUGCAGCUUUGUCUGCUCUAAGUACUGAUGACAGUAAUGCAGAACAACAUCCAGAGAAGAGAAUGGCAGCAGCAUUUAAGGCCUUUGAAGAGAAGAGACUACCACAGAUCAAGAAGGAAAAUCCAACUUUGCGUAUGUCACAGCAGAAGCAGAUGCUGCGUAAAGAAUGGCUGAAGAGCCCUGAGAAUCCUUUGAACCAUAGGAAAUGAUUUGAUAAACCAGUGAUAUACUAAAUGUAAUGAAUAUACCAUUGGAGGAAUGAUAUCGAGGAUCUCAGUUUAUUUUCAUGUUUGCGGAGACUAAAAAUCGGAUAUAUAUAUACCAUUGAAUUAUUUAAGGGUUUAUGUGGAAGGGUUUACAUGAAGAUGGUAUCAUGUGCAAAAUUUGCAAUAAAGACCUUUAAUUAAUUUUGUUAGCUUAUUAUUAUUAUUAUUAUUAUUAUUAUUAUUAUUAUUAUUAUUAUUAUUAUUAUUAUUAUUAUUAUUAUUAUUAUUAUUAUUAUUAUUAUUAUUAUUAUUGGAAACUAUUAACACAAUUUUAGGAUAAAUGUUGUUAUUGCUUAUAUUCUUUGUAAUUGGAAUACAUCCACUUAUUAUUCAUAUUUUUGUUUGUAUGUAUGAUCUUUGUGUGUGGGUGCUUGCAGAUGUGUGCUUGUUUGUGUGUGCAUGGAUUUGUUUUUGCCUCAAAGCAACUUCCAAAUGCACAAAAUUAGUGCAUAAAAUUUACAGACUUCAACAUCAUGACAAAAGUGAAGCUUUUGGGUUCCCUUUUGCAGUUUUAUGUUUUGUUCUUAAUAUUGUUGACACUCCACAUCGGAGGAAUAAACCUUUCUAUGUUCACAGUGUUUGUUAGUUCUCCAAAAGCUGAUGUUCUAUUGAAUAUCUUGUCUCAAAUUAUUGCAAGUCACUUUAUACAUUGGCACAAAAAAAAGUGAAUGGUGAUCAGCUCAGUGGUUCCGUUGUUCAGAGUAAUAUUAAAAGCAGUGUAGCUGAUUUUCAAAUAUGAUAAAUUAUUUUGCAUGUUAAACCAUUCAGGACAGGUAAAACUUUUGCCUAAAGUUUGGUAAAGGCAGGGUUGCCUUACUUUGUGACACUCCAUACCUGGGUUAUUACACUAUUCACAACCAGGCUCCUGAGGUUGUUAAACAUUAUCUGGCAUUGGUGAAAUUUUAGCCCUGGCAUGAUUAAACUUCAACCAGCAUUAGUGGAUUAAGAAAUGAAAUAGCAAAAAGGCAGACAAUUCAGUAUGCUUGUAAGUGUUUUUCAGUUGCUUAGUAGUUAUAUGGUAGAAACUGUCAAUGUGUGAGGAAAAUUGAGUGGUUUUAAUUCUGAAAACCUGUUAAACAGGAAUAUGAAUUAUGAAAGUAACCAUAUCAAUACUGCUUUAUGGUCCAGACUUUUAAUUUAAUAAAAACUAAAGUGUCAUAGACAGUU
This is a messenger RNA of Penaeus chinensis, 2008 nucleotides long. Its product is annotated as coiled-coil domain-containing protein 124-like. The record is from RefSeq and is a predicted model, not a curated record. The coding region runs from base 155 to 784 and encodes 209 amino acids. Gene Ontology annotation, biological process: transcription by RNA polymerase II. The transcript has 5 exons. Lineage: Eukaryota; Metazoa; Arthropoda; Malacostraca; Decapoda; Penaeidae. Gene Ontology annotation, cellular component: nucleus. Gene Ontology annotation, molecular function: transcription coactivator activity.